CUGCAGGACUGCUUUGCGCACAGGCAGCUGAGUCCGGAGACAGAACCGAACCGAGAGCACUACGGGGCGGGCACCUUGCCCUGCCUUCGCCCUCUGUUGGGAAGUGGCAAGUUCUCUUAAGUGCGUCCAGACAAGCUGCUCCUCCUCAAAGCCACGACGUGGAGCGAUCGGAGGAGGACGAAGACGAGCUGGCAGGCGCAGGGACACCCGUGAUACCGCCGCUGGACUGACAGAUGACGAAAGCGACAACCAGGUGGGAGCGUGACAGGAAGAGCCGGACGACAACGGGAAGGCUCACAAAUAGCGUCCGUCCCUCCCGAGAUUGGUUCCCACGUAACAAAGGACAUCCCCGUAAGCGUCUUCCAAGUGUGCCAUGAACAUCGCAAGCCCACACUUGAGAUCCAGACGUAGGGCUGUGGAGCUUCCUAGCUGGAAACCUUUGACAUGGGAUCUGAACUUGAACCUGAAAUGAUCAUCGGCAUUCGUUAUUGUAAGAAUUCCCUCCAAAGCGGUCGAGUAAGUCUCUCUUGAUGCCUCUCCGACCUCCGACGGGUUAAGGCUUUCUCCUCGGGGAUGGGCAGCCUGGCGACGGCUCCCCUCGGCGGCUUCGGGACCACCGCCGCCGCCUCCCCGGAAGUCGCGGGCCGGACGUGCUGGCCGGGUAAUGGCUCACCAGAGCUCAACGAGAGCCUCGGCACGGUGGUGGCUAUGAGUGCCGGCGUGGACAACUUGACGUUGGAGGGGGUCACGAGCUCGGCCAUGAAGGAGAAGAACUGGCCGGCGUUGCUCAUCCUGGUGAUCAUCGCGCUGACCGUCGGCGGCAAUAUCCUGGUCAUCCUGGCCGUCUCACUGGAGAAGAAGCUUCAAAACGCCACCAAUUUCUUCUUGAGGUCUCUGGCGGUGGCCGACAUGCUGGUGGGCAUCCUGGUCAUGCCCAUCUCACUCAUCAACAUCCUGUACGAUUACGCUUGGCCCCUGCCCAGCGCAUUGUGUCCCAUCUGGAUCUACCUGGACGUCCUGUUCUCCACCGCCUCCAUCAUGCACCUGUGCGCCAUCUCGCUGGACCGCUACGUAGCUAUCCGCAAUCCCAUCGAGCACAGCCGAUUCAACUCCAGGACCAAAGCCAUGAUGAAGAUUGCCGCCGUCUGGACAAUAUCCAUAGGCGUCUCCAUGCCCAUCCCGGUGAUCGGCCUCCACAACGAGGACAAGGUCUUUGUCAACGGCAGCUGCGUGCUCAACGAGGAGCGCUUCAUACUGAUCGGCUCCUUUGUGGCCUUCUUCAUCCCGCUGGUCAUCAUGGUGGUGACGUACGGCCUCACCAUUCAAGUGCUGCAGAGACAGGCCACUGUUUUCCUGUGCGAGGCCAAGACGUCCUCCCAGCAGCCUUUGCAGCCCUCCGCCUCGGAGAUCCACGCGCAAGCCUCGCCCGAAGCACCAGAGCUCAAGCCGGCGUCUGAGCCCGGUAUCCUCCUCAGCGUCUCCACGUCGGAAAGCGUUAACAUCCUUCCGGGGUCAGAGGCCACGUCGCAGCUCAGCUCGCCGGCCGCCGGGCCCGGACGGAGCGAUGGCAGCGGUUGCCACGGGCGACGGGGGAUGAUGCAAGCCAUCAAGAACGAGAGGCGGGCCUCCAAGGUGUUGGGAAUUGUCUUCUUCCUCUUCCUUGUAAUGUGGUGUCCCUUUUUCAUCACCAACGUCACCCUGGUGCUGUGCGGCACCUCCUGCGGCGAGUCUCUGCUUCACGAGAUGCUCAACGUCUUCGUGUGGGUGGGCUACAUCUCGUCGGGGGUCAACCCGCUCGUGUACACGCUCUUCAACAAGACCUACAGGAGAGCCUUCUCCAGCUACAUCCGCUGUCGCUACAACAUGGGUGCCAAUGCCAACGUUGUCGGGGCCGGCCAGGUCUUCAAGAACCCACUUAUGGCGGCGCCGCCGUCAUCCUCGCAUGCCGUCACGCCGCUCCUAGUGCACGCCCACAGGAAGCCGAGCGCCGAACGGGGUAACUGUCGAAACGGCGGUCAGCCGCCACCUGACUCGGAGGACGCCACGGACGACGGGACACAAACGGCGGGAGGCGUGGUGCCGAGCCUCUCCCUGUGCCACGACGUUGGCGGGGCCUUUUCCGAAACCGAAGCUGAAACAGAGGAACAGGAGCUGUCGCUCGUUAGCUGCAGCCCCGCCUCCACGGUCCACACAAGCAGCGUGUGACGUUUUUGGACGUGCUCUCUUCUGGCUCAGCCUAGCCUGAAAAGUGGAGGAGGCCUCAUCCGUGUAGUAGUGGAAGCCAGCAGAACCCCAAACACGAACGUCUCACAGCGCCUCCUGGUGGCUAUGUGCCCCAUCUAAAACGCGUGCGUGUACUGGUACGUGUGUACAUCGUUUUAAAUAAACAAGAACAAAGGAUUCAUUAGGAAACGUAUACACACGGAUGCAUUCACGCACGCGCGUACGUGAGUUUGUAUAUGUAUAUGUGUGUAUAUAUAUCUAUAUAUAUAUGUAUUUAUACGUGUAUAUGUGUGUACAUUGUAUAUAUACACACAGACACAUCCACACAUACAUAGUAGGUCUUCCGCAAAUGUGAUCUGGUCACGUUUGCACUGUGAAAAUGAGAAAGAUUAACACAGAGGUCAUACGUUAGAACGCCUCAUUCAUUUUCCUACAAUGCCUUUUUUUCUGCAUGAGCUAACGAGGUGCGAGCACUUCAAUUGUGACCACACUGGCCUCCUGCUCGUUCAGUCCGUCUAUCCCCUCACUAAUGCACGGAACGGUGUGAGAGCUGGCCGGGGAAGUCAAAGGCCCUUGGGUUCGUGCUCAACGUUUGAUUUGAUCCAAAGUGCCCGGAGAAAAUAUCCUAAUUUCCAUCUAUCCAAAUUCAUCCCAUCAGAGGGAUCCUACGAUUUAUCCUAAGUAGGUGAAAAGAGAUUCUCACUCAAGUUGCAUUGAGUCACAGAGGAGAUGUUUGUCAUCAGAGUGGAGAAGAUAACAGUACGUAGGAAGAGAAUGCAUGUGUGUGUCCUUCAAUGGAAACUUGCAGCAGACUUUUUGUUGCUAGGCAACAACGUUUUGCAAAAGAUCAAGCUGUAUUGUUGUCCCAUAACCUCCCGAACAAUUCAAUAUCAUCACAGCCUCAUAAUGGAAUAUUGAUUCAUUUGCGUAUGAGCAUGGUAACACUUUUGUUGAUUACAUCAACAAAUAUAUCCUCAAUUCUGCCUGUGUACAACCAGGAAGUCGCCAGCAGUUUUUUGACAAUAAUCGACCACAGAGCAAAUGACCAAAUGUCUUGUUUUAUUUCUUUCAAGCGGGGUGUUGCAAUUUAUUGAUAUAAAAAAAAGGAUUCCAA
This is a messenger RNA of Syngnathus typhle (broad-nosed pipefish), 3337 nucleotides long. RefSeq names its product 5-hydroxytryptamine (serotonin) receptor 2C, G protein-coupled-like 1 (gene htr2cl1). Lineage: Eukaryota; Metazoa; Chordata; Actinopteri; Syngnathiformes; Syngnathidae. Gene Ontology annotation, molecular function: neurotransmitter receptor activity; G protein-coupled serotonin receptor activity. The transcript has 7 exons. Gene Ontology annotation, biological process: G protein-coupled receptor signaling pathway, coupled to cyclic nucleotide second messenger; chemical synaptic transmission. The record is from RefSeq and is a predicted model, not a curated record. The coding region runs from base 574 to 2205 and encodes 543 amino acids. Gene Ontology annotation, cellular component: plasma membrane; dendrite.